AUGGCGCAACCGCCAGCAGUCGUGAUUAUUGCUCGGCAUGGCAUGCGACUCGACGCCGCAAACCAGUCCUGGCAUCUGUCCACGCCUACCCCUUACGAUCCUCCCUUAACGUACGGCGGCUGGAACCAAUGUCGAGCCCUCGGAGUGCGCAUCGCGAGUAUCCUACACGCCCGAGAACAGUCGAUCAACAACCUCCCAGCAGAGAGCAACGAGAAUGGCAUGCCAAAGAGACGGAAGAAGAAACACAAGGUCGUCAUACACACCUCGCCUUUCCUGCGAUGUCUGCAGACCAGCGUUGCCAUAUCUGCCGGCAUGGCACAGUACGAGGCCCCCAAGGCCAGACCUUCCAGCGCGAGGACAAGGACCGCGGCGACAAUGCACUCGGCCUCGCCUAGAAUGCGCGGCUUGGACAGCGAGCGGUCGCCGCACCUUGCGCCCAUUGCUGAGCCAAAGAACGACUUCGCACACGAGAUGGCCAGGAAAGCGUUGUAUGAUCAGAAGCGGUAUCGGAAGUCGAAGCUGAGGGUUGAUGCCUUCCUGGGCGAGUGGCUAAACCCUGGAUAUUUCGAUCAGAUUACGCCUCCUCCGCCGAGUCCGAUGAUGAUCGCAGGUGCGAAGGCUGAGCUACUUGCCAGCGAUCCUGUCGAUAUGUAUACGCCGACUCUUUCGCACAAGUCAUCGAACAACAGCCUGUGGGGAGGAGGUGGUAGCCGAGCAGCGAGCAAAGAGAGUACACUGGACGAUUGGAGCCAUGUCACGGAUGCGCUCCCCGCGCCGACUCCAAGGAGAGAACGAUCGAACAGUGCGAGCAGCGUGGGGAGUAAUGAGAGUUCGGGUCGCAAAUCGCCUUUCCGAGCUGGACAUGCUCUCCAGCCUUUGACCUCGACAUUGCCAAAAGCAGAGCCUGCCAUUUACCACCCUCCUACGCCUUCGUACGCCAUCUCGAGUUCCGACUACAUUCCCCGAGGAUACGUAGCACAUGCAAGAAACGCGACCGUGAACGUCGAUUACUCUUGGGACAGCAGCCGCUCUCCUCAGGACUGGGGCAAUGGUGGAUCGUUUGGCGAAGAGUGGUCCGCGAUGCAUAAGAGGUUCCGAAGAGGUUUGAAUCAUCUCAUUCAAUGGUACAGCCAGCACAACGCCGAUGAUCGAGGAGAAGAUGCGCUGGGCUUCGAGCAAGCGGACAAACACCACCAUGGGGAGGAGGAUGAAGAGGAGGAGUUGGUUGUCAUCUUGGUGACCCAUGGCGCCGGUAGUAACGCUCUCAUUGGUGCCUUGACCAACCAGCCUGUCCUUCUGGAUGUUGGUAUGGCAAGCUUGACGAUGGCCGUGAGGAGAGACGAUGCACCGGCUUUGCUCUCGCCUCCGGACUCGAAUGCUGCUACUCCGAGUCCAGCCGGUACCCCAAGACAGUCUCCCGACCCAGCAGCGAUGAUGAACGGGCACCGUAGACGCAGCAGUUUGGAUAUCGGGCUGAGCGCAGUGUACGAUAUGAAGCUCGUGUCUUCAUCUGAACAUCUACGACCUGGAGCGGACCCCACAAAGGCACCUGCAUCGUCCAUUCCAUCUAACCUCAGGAAUGCCCAAGAGGCUCUGGGAAGGUACAAACAGUUCGGCUCGACUGCCCAUGCUGCAGCAGGAUCUGGGAUCGAAUCGAAUUGGAACCUUGGCGAGCCUAGGAGAAGCAACACAUCAACGGCGAUUGGAUCCAUCAGGCGGCCAAGUGCUUCGAAUGUACCUCAGCGGCCCUCGUCAGCGCACAACCCCAAGAUCAACCCUCGCCCUCCGCCACCAGACCGAAUUUCGACUCCUCCGACGUUCACAGCUGGUCUCUGGACGCCGCCUUCUGGUCGCGGUACUCCAAAGUUGACUGCUCAGAAGGUCGCAGACGACAAGCACACUCUCUUCACCAAGCUGAACGAGGCGAGUGGCGGGCAGAGUCCUGGCAAGGACAUGACUCUGAACUUCGCCCAAUCGCCCCCAGACUCUCGACCAAACUCCAGCAACGGCAUCAAGCCAUCGGACCUCCUCAAUCCCGUCGACGGCACCGUCGACCGAAGACCCUCGCCCAAACAACAAGACAGCGUCAUCACAGAAUCCGACGACGACCUCGGCGACCUCCCCUCCGUCUCCGACAAACUCCCCACCUCCCUCAGCCGCGGCCUCAGCCAGAAAGGCCUCUGGGGCUCUCGACCCUCCGGCGACAAAGUGCCCCGCAAAUUCGCCAAGGAGAUGCCGAAGCGACGCUGGACGACGCAUGAGAACGAUUGA
This is a messenger RNA of Zasmidium cellare ATCC 36951, 2271 nucleotides long. RefSeq lists its product as uncharacterized. Lineage: Eukaryota; Fungi; Ascomycota; Dothideomycetes; Mycosphaerellales; Mycosphaerellaceae. The coding region runs from base 1 to 2271 and encodes 756 amino acids. The record is from RefSeq and is a predicted model, not a curated record. The transcript is spliced from 3 exons.